UGAAGAACUCGAUGUUGGUCACAUGGUCCACCGCUAAUAAAACCGAGAGCGUUGUUGAGUACGGUCUGUGGGGCGGGAAGCUCUUCAGUCACACGGCGGAGGGAGACGCAAGCGUGUUUAUCGACGGAGGGCCGGAGAACAGAACGAUGUACGUCCACCGAGUCACGCUGACCGAUCUGACCCCAGCGGCUUCAUACGUGUAUCACUGCGGCAGCGACGCCGGAUGGAGCGACAUCUUCUACUUCACGUCUCUGAAUGAAAGCGUGAGCUUCAGCCCCAGAUUCGCUCUGUUUGGUGACAUGGGCAACGAAAACCCUCAGUCUCUGAGUCGACUGCAGAAAGAGACGCAGAUGGGGAUGUACGACGUCAUUCUGCACAUCGGGGAUUUCGCGUAUGACAUGCACGAGGUAAGAAACACAGCUGGCCAUGUAGUGCCACAUCAGUUUUGUUAAUAUUUUGAAUUCAUUUUAUUUUUAGAUUUUCUGCUUUCAUGUUAAUUUGAACGACUCGAGGGAAGUAAAUGAAGAUAGAACGAUUAUUUUCGAGUGGACAGUUUUUGCUGCUGUGUUUUUAAGGCGUCUAUAUUUAGCACAAGACUACAGAAAUCAGUCAAAUCAAGUGAUGAUCGACCCGAAUGUCUAAUGUUGCCCGUAAUAUCAUAAUCGGUGACAAAAACCACAAAUACAGCUGUCAAACUUUAGUGGAAGCACAGUGCAUCUGAAAACUCAUUAGAGCAACGACCACAAAAU
This is a messenger RNA of Sinocyclocheilus grahami, 749 nucleotides long. Its product is annotated as acid phosphatase type 7-like. The transcript is spliced from 3 exons. The record is from RefSeq and is a predicted model, not a curated record. Gene Ontology annotation, molecular function: metal ion binding; acid phosphatase activity. NCBI's taxonomy places the organism in Eukaryota, Metazoa, Chordata, Actinopteri, Cypriniformes, Cyprinidae. The coding region runs from base 12 to 452 and encodes 146 amino acids.